This is a messenger RNA of Nerophis ophidion (straightnose pipefish), 2523 nucleotides long. RefSeq names its product zinc finger, MYND-type containing 12 (gene zmynd12). Gene Ontology annotation, molecular function: protein binding. Lineage: Eukaryota; Metazoa; Chordata; Actinopteri; Syngnathiformes; Syngnathidae. The transcript is spliced from 9 exons. The record is from RefSeq and is a predicted model, not a curated record. Bases 394 to 1491 code for a protein of 365 amino acids.
UGAUAAUUAACGCAAUAGGUUUAUUCAAUGAAUGAUACAUACUUGCAAUAUAUGAUAGAUAUAAAGAAAAAAAUUAAAAGAAAAGGACAUCGUACACAACAGCAGUACGAGAAGAAAAAAGUUAAGAAAAAGGCUCCUUGCGGAUAGAAGUAUUACACAAAAUAAAUACACCUGAUAAAUCAGACCGACAGCGUGGCAAAAGUGUGGAGUUGGGCGUUACUAUGACGACCAGGAAACCAUGGUGCUUUCAAAUACACAACAAAGAAAUCAAGGACUAUCGACGUCACGCACGUGUACGUGUUCACACAUGACUUACCAAAGAAGAAGAAAGCUUCUUCUUAGCAUUCCACUUCCUCCAACUUCCUUAGCCUGAGUAAAUGCUGAAUAAAAAAAAUGGAGUCCAAACAACAAGAGGACCUUCCAGCGUCUGAAGUUAUCCCUCUCGCCUUGCCCAAAGGAACAGAAAAGUUGUGUGAGCUGUGUCAAAAACGAGCUUACUUACAGUGCGCCAGGUGCCGGGUGACCUUUUACUGUGAUACAGAACACCAGCAAUUUGACUGGAAAGGAAUCCAUGAGAGGAUUUGCCAGUUGCUCAUUCCCAUUCGCACCCCAUCGCUCUUUAGUAUGCAGCGGGCCGGCCGCAUCGAAAACAUACUGAAAACGAAAGAGCUGAUUGAAAUCUGCAGGUUGGUUGCAGAGAGCAAGCUCUCUGAGGGCAAGCAUCAGGAGGCUGUGCCCGCCGCCCAGGCCUGUCUCCGCUGUUCCGUAGACGUGUACGGACCCAACACGGUCCAACUGGUGCCCGCUUAUGUGUUGCUGGCUGAUGCCAACAUGGGCAUGGGUAAUGUGGCUCUGGUGGUGGAGCUUCUGUCACAAGCAGAAUGGGCGGUGCUGAAGAGUCCUGAAUGUGGAAAUGAUGUCCACCACCGGCUGCACAGGAGCAUGGGCUGCCUCCACACUGCAACUGAAAAUUUUCAAACAGCUCUUUUUCACUUUGCAAACGAUAUAUAUUUUGCCAGCGAGGAGUAUGGCCUGGAAAGCACCGUGACAUGUGGAGGUUACUUCCACAUGGCGAAAGUAUUUGCCAAACAGGGAAAGCUCUCUGUUGUUCGUUCCUUGUACAAAGAGGUGGCAGAGACCUGGCACACUCAUCUCGGCAAACUCCUCGGCGAGCACAUCCAAAACAAAAAAAAGAACCAAAGCAUGUUGGCGCCUUCCUUUGAUAAAGGGCAGCGAGUGGAGGUGGACAAGAUGCUGACAACCAUUUUGGACUUCGAGCAAGACGACUCCAGAAGAGAACCGGCCCAGAUCGCCCUGGUGGCUCACGCCCUGGCCAUGCUCUCCUUUCUCGGAGGGGACGCCUCCAAGGCACUGGGAUUUGGACGCACGGCACUGCAAGCCAGCCAGAUGAUACCAAACCAUGACCUGACGGAGCCCAUCCGGGCCUUGUUGCAGCUGGUGAACACAGCUCCACAGUCCACUCCUGGAUAGGCGCCACACCCAGCGCUCACACAAACCAACACAAGCUUCCUUCACUUCAGCCAUUCAGCGGCCACUGAAUUUAUAUUUGUACAAAAGAAAAGUUUAUAACAUUACGGACUGGACUUGUUUUUGUCACAGUGCCUGCAUGAGCAAACCCAGCAUUAAAUUCCCCCCCAAAAUGCGAGCGUCCUCCACUAAUAUGGAGAAGCUAAAUAUUAAAUAUAUGGAAAACACUUCAUCAAACUCACCAUCAAAACCUUCUUAAAUAAGAUUUUAGUAUUAUUUAAGUGUAAAACUAAGCGAACCACUUUAUAUCAUAAAAGUAGAUGAGGACUGACAACAUUGUCAAAGGAAAACUGCUCCUUUCGGGGGGAAUUUUGGUGCAAAAACGUGGCCAGCAUUCCAUGCAGAUCAUAGUGGAUACACUUUCUGUUAGUUAUGACCGACAUAUUGUAUUUCCUUGAAUUUCCACCAGGGCGCUAAUUAAUUUAAAACCUCUUCUCACUCCUGCGCUUACCAAAGGCAUGCGGUAAAAGUAAGUAUGCGCUAAUUCAUUUAAAACCUCAUCUCACUCCGGCACUUACCAAAGGUAUGCAGUAAAAAUUUGAGUGUGAUGUAAGCUUGGACCUUAAAUCCUACUGAAUAGCUCUUAAUCUUCUUCCCUUUAUGCGAUUUCAAAUUACCGGUAUUGAAAUCAGCCUCCUCCAUUUUGAAAAUGAUGACAGGGGAAGUGUCACUCGUGACGUCACGAGUUUGACCAGGCGGUAACACUAAGCAUGCGCUAAUUAUUUUGCGAAGCGAGUUUAACCCGGCAGUAAUUUCAGGCAGGCGCAUACUAUAUGCCCUGCGGCAAUUCAAGGAAAUCCAGUAUGUAAAAAUGAAUGUAACUCUUUUUUGUUGUUGUUGUUUUUAUUCAGUGACACUUCUCUGUAGGUUUGUCUUUUUUUGUGUUUGUUACUUUUUUUUUCUUUUAGUCAAUUCGUCUGAUUCUCUAUCUGCUUGUGGUGAAGAGGAAGGCAGUACAUUGCUACCCACUGGGGG